Messenger RNA from Sclerotinia sclerotiorum 1980 UF-70, 1698 nucleotides. RefSeq lists its product as hypothetical. The transcript has a single exon. NCBI's taxonomy places the organism in Eukaryota, Fungi, Ascomycota, Leotiomycetes, Helotiales, Sclerotiniaceae. Gene Ontology annotation, biological process: protein histidyl modification to diphthamide. The record is from RefSeq and is a predicted model, not a curated record. Bases 1 to 1698 code for a protein of 565 amino acids. Gene Ontology annotation, molecular function: 2-(3-amino-3-carboxypropyl)histidine synthase activity.
AUGGAGCAACUAACCACAGCCCCAGUUCUUUCAACACCGGAAGUACAUAUAUUCGAAGAUCCCACACCCUCCGUCAAGAAAGAUGAUCUCCCAAAACUUUCCGACGAAGACUUGUUCGAUGUUUACGAGAUUUCGCGGACGGUGAAGGAGAUACGAGAAGGAGGAUGGAAGAAAAUAGCUUUACAAUUUUCAGAUGGCAUGUUAUCAGAUGCACCGAGAGUUUUCCAAGAACUGGAAAACAGGCUUCGAAAUUUACCUGUCGAACCAGCUUCGAACGAAAUCCCUGAGACAGGAAACUCAAGCCUAGAAACAGAUUUCAGCAAUCCAUCCGCGAGCAUUGCGACCUCGAGUAUUCGACAUAAAUUAUACAUAUUGGCAGAUACUUCUUAUGGUUCUUGCUGUGUUGAUGAAAUUGCAGCCGAACAUGUCGACGCGCAGGUAGUCAUCCAUUAUGGCCGCGCUUGUCUAUCUCCCACUGCACGAUUACCGGUGAUCUAUGUAUUCACAUCUAGGCCUCUAAAUCUCGAGUCCGUUGUGCAAGCAUUUGAAAAUACAUACAAGGAGAAGGAUGACAAAAUUGUCAUUAUGGCUGAUAUUACCUACCACUCGCAUAUUUCAUCUCUUGUUAGCCUAUUACAAGACGGAGGCUACAAAAAUCUACUUGCGCCAGAAAUUACACACGAUCCCAGUGCGAUAAUACCGAAUCGAAAGUUGGAUGAAGGGGUAGAUAUGAAGGAGCAUAGUUUAUUUCACAUUAGUGAACCACCGUCUGCGUUACUACUUACGUUGUCAGGAAGAGUUAAGGAUAUGCAUAUUUACUCUACAGAUUCUACGACAGGAAAUGAAACGACGAAAACAAACGCGGCACGAGCGCUUAUGCGAAGAUAUGCUUUACUUACAUCUCUAUCUUCCUGUGCUGUGUUUGGUAUUCUGAUUAAUACCCUAAGUGUAACGAAUUAUUUACCUACGGUCAAUUCCCUAGCUGCACUUAUACGAUCGAAGCGAAAGAAAUCAUAUACAUUUGUGGUAGGGAAGGUUAAUGCUGCGAAGUUGGCAAAUUUCAGCGAAAUAGAAGGAUGGGUAGUGGUCGGAUGUUGGGAAAGUAGUUUGGUAGAGGGGGAAGCAUUGUUCAAACCAGUUAUUACACCUUUUGAGCUGGAGUUGGCUUUACAGAGUGAUGAUGAACGAGUCUGGGGUGGGGAUUGGGUAGCAGAUUUCAAUGCCUUGAAUCUGCAAGCUUCUACUACUGCUGUUCCAUCCGCGGAGCACACCGAAUCAAAUGCUGUCGAAGAAUCAGAGAAUGUAAAUGCUACCGAGGAUGCAGAAGAUUCCGAGGAAGAAUCAAUGCCUCCCGAGUUUGAUCUUCGAACUGGCCGAUACGUUUCGCAUUCUCGGCCUAUGCGUUCCUCUCAGGCGACAUCCCCGGAACCUAAGAAAAUGUUGGAGAAUGGCUUGCAACCCAAUGCAUCCAAUAAACUGGUCAAGCGAGCCAAAAUGGAGUUAGCGACAGUGAAUGGGGAGGCUAGCCCAGGCGCAGAAUAUUUGAGGGAGAAGAGGACCUGGACUGGUCUGGGUAGUGAUUUCGAUAAAGAGGCGAUUGAAGAGGGUAGAGAAAGAGAAGUAGCUGCGGUUGUGGAAGAAGGGAGAAGUGGUGUGGCAAGGGGAUACACGGUUGGUGAGGAUGCCUCGCGGAGUUGA